AUGACCACACUAAACAGUACCUUUGGACAUUGUGAAGAUAGUGUUAAUCCGAUGCAGUCUGGUGAUAUGAGUAUCGACGGACCGUCCAUUGACAAGGAAUCGCCACCCCGUUAUGUCACUUUUCGGAAAGGAAUGGCAAACUCUGAUGUCUUGGAACUUCGCAACGACUUCCAAACAUUCCAAACAACCAUGUUGAAUAUGCUUGAGAGCUGGUUCAAUAAGCAGGACGAAAAACUCGCUAAGUUUAUGAAGGAUUUCGAGAACAUCAAGACAUCUAUAAAAUACAUGAAUGAUAGUUUUGAGGAAAUAAAAUCGAAAACUGAAGAUGUGGCAAAGCGCGUUAGUGAGCUUGAGAAACAUUCAGCAAACUCCAACGACUCUCUUCGUCUUCUACAACUAGAAGACAAAAUAGAUGCAAUGGAACAACAGGCACGAAUGUGUAACGUCGAAAUCAGUAACCUGCCAGAGAAACGCGGGGAGGACCUACCAGCUAUUUUGGAGAACCUUGCUGCGCAUAUAAAAAUGCCACUAAAUAAACAAGACAUUGUGUCGAUUCAUCGUGUACCACAAGCCACUGCCGGUAGCACGCGCCCUAAGAACAUAAUUGUAAAACUUACAAGUCGCCUACUGAGAGACAACUUCAUCGCUGCUGUGCGCUUGAACAAGGGCAUUGACUCCCCCCAGCUUGGCAUUUCCGGUACUCCUUAUAAAAUCUACGUUAAUGAGCAUCUCACGCUGAAAAAGAAGAAUUUGUUUCGAGAAACUCGUGAAACAGCAAGAAAACAUGGAUUCCGUUUUGUGUGGGUCAAACAUGGAACCAUACUCGUCAGAGCCAGUGAAACAACGCCAAUCAUUGCAAUACGAUCAGAUAAGGAUCUGUCAAAAAUGGAACAUAAAAAGUGA
Messenger RNA from Ostrinia furnacalis (Asian corn borer), 903 nucleotides. RefSeq lists its product as uncharacterized. The record is from RefSeq and is a predicted model, not a curated record. The transcript has a single exon. Bases 1 to 903 code for a protein of 300 amino acids. Lineage: Eukaryota; Metazoa; Arthropoda; Insecta; Lepidoptera; Crambidae.